Effrenium voratum is the source of this 1422-nucleotide messenger RNA. Lineage: Eukaryota; Dinophyceae; Suessiales; Symbiodiniaceae. The record is from the annotation of a GenBank genome assembly.
AUGUGGAUGAUGAUGUCGGUGGAGCUGGAGCCCCUGGAGCUGCUGGUGGCCGACGAGGGCAAGGCCAAAGGAGGCUCCCUGGACCGCGCCAAUGUGGAAGUGGCCAAGCGCGUGGAGAGCCUCAUGUCCUCCCCGGUGUCCAGCGGCCUCAACGGGGACCUGGGCCACGACCAGCGCGUUCUCGAGCUCCUGCAAAUCUCCAACAACCUGGAGGGCCACUGGCGGCUGCUGCCCGAUGGCACACCCGUGGGCUUCAUCCAGGGCAAGACGCUGGUUUGGGAUAGCAGCUACGAGGUGUCAGACCCGUGCCCACUGCAAACCCUUGGCAAAGGCGUGAUGAUGGUCUUGCACGGCAAGACCUUCCACGGCACCAUAGCGAUGUCAGGCGGGUCGCCGGUGAUCCGGUGGAGCGACGGGGAGGUGUGGUACAAGGCUCGGGAGUCCGAGUGCUGCCUGCCGGGGCUUAUGGAUCGGACCAAAAUUUGGCGGCGGCAUUGGGCGCAACGGGUGAAGAAGCCCGUGGACGUGCCGUACAACACUGGGUGCUGCCUCACGAUCUCGGGCCUGGCCUUUCAGACGAACCGGGCCUGCGACAACUGCGACCGCUCCAUCGAGGAGCAGAGCUGGUUCGCCUGCGCCGAGGGCUGCGAGGUGGACUUCUGCGUGCGCUGCCACGAGCGCCUGCAGCAGCUCUUCGAGGGCCGCGACCUCCGGCGCGCCCUCUGGGCCGCCGAGUUUUUGGCGCGCGGCGCGCGGGCGCUGCUGGCGGCGCCCCAGGCAGCGCGCCAGGCCUUCGUGGAAAUCCUCGCCUUCGAGUGGCCUCUGCAGAUGUUCCAGGACUUGGUGCGUGCUGUGGUGGAUGUGGCUGAUGCAAAGGUGGUGCACAUUCAGGAUGCCACGGACAUGGAUGUGGCGGCGGACGUGGACUUCUGGCAUCUGCUGGGCCUGCUGCAGCUCCUGCGCUGCGCGAACCAGCUGCCCGCGCAGGAGCAGCGCUUCGGUGAGCUGACGAGACGGGGAUGCCGGGUGCCUGAGAGCGACUUCGUGCUGGGCGGCAUCGACAAGUGCGACGCCCAGGCAGAUUGGCUUCGCUGGAAGACCGGAGCGGGAAGCGCUGCCCCGGAGCAGCUGGUGCUGAAAGACAAGUUCCAGGUGGGCCCGGGCUUCACGGCGUUCCUGGCCCACGGCAGUCUGGUGCCGCCCUCCUUCCGCCAGCGCUGCCUGGAUGCGGACCUGGACGAGCUCAUCUCUAGGUCCAAGCCGUUGCAUUGCGCGGUGCCUCGAUCCCCGGCGCGGAAGCUGCGUGUGGCGGCGGUCACCGGGUUGCUGGCAGCCAAGGGCCGUUUGUUGGUGGCCCAUUUCGUGCGGGAGAGGGGCCGGGGCGCCGGGGUGGCCCGGGAGUUCCUGGCCAAGGCUGCGGAG